Spizellomyces punctatus DAOM BR117 is the source of this 917-nucleotide messenger RNA. RefSeq lists its product as uncharacterized. Gene Ontology annotation, cellular component: membrane; trans-Golgi network. Gene Ontology annotation, biological process: endoplasmic reticulum to Golgi vesicle-mediated transport. NCBI's taxonomy places the organism in Eukaryota, Fungi, Chytridiomycota, Chytridiomycetes, Spizellomycetales, Spizellomycetaceae. The transcript has 7 exons. The record is from RefSeq and is a predicted model, not a curated record. The coding region runs from base 29 to 796 and encodes 255 amino acids.
CGUGCCCUACGCCCAUACCAGAUCAGCGAUGAGUGCCACAUACGGGACAGAUGCAAAUGCGGGCUUUGAACCUUACGAAUUUGGCGAGUUUGGUGGACAAAGCGAUGAAGCUGAAUUUUUGAAGGGCACGGGAAGAGGGACGGCGGGUUUUGCGGGGGACUUGAGUUCCCCAACUGUCUCUAUUCCGGUAUCUGGGAACAUGGGCCCCGCUGGGAAUGGGCCGACACCUACCUUAGAUACGCUCGACGAACCGGUGUCAGCUACUAUUCUUAGAGACCUUCGUAGCAUUUGGGGAAAACUGCGACAAGUGCUGUUACCGAAACAAGACAGCAAAAACAUUUUGAGAGAUUGGGAUCUAUGGGGACCGCUCCUUUUGUGUCUCGCUCUCUCAAUACGAUUGACUAUCAAAGCGCCACAAGAUCAAAUACCCCAGGUCUUCACUGCUAUUUUUGUGAUUGUUUGGUGUGGUGCGGCCGUUGUCACGUUGAACUCCAAACUACUCGGAGGAACCAUGUCCUUUUUUCAAAGUGUCUGUGUCCUCGGCUACUGCAUAUUUCCCCUCGUUAUUGCCGCUAUUAUCAGCCUUUUUGUGCCACUGAUUGGCCGCGUUGUAUUAGUCAGCGUCGCAUUCGCGUGGUCUGUAUAUGCUUCGGUUAGCUUUCUCUCAGAUGUCAGUCUAAACCAACGAAGAGCAUUGGCAUUGUACCCAAUGUGCCUUUUUUAUUUUGUCAUUGGAUGGAUGGUUUUGAUUUCAAAGUCCUUUUGGGAAUCGGCGCCAUAUGAUGGCACUCCUUAAAUUGCUUGAAACAAUCAAUAAGGGCUUUUUCUAAAGAUCUCUUCGAGUCACAUAUCCUAUCAAUAUAAUGCAUUGUAAUGCCGCUAUCUGUGAUUGCCUGUGAAAAUAGCUCGAGUUGGCG